UGAAGCACAGGAAGUCGAAUCAGAAACAUGUAUCGCAAAGUAUUAUUUGUAACUUUUUUAGACGAAUGAAAUGUUUUUAUUAAUGUCGUUAUGAUUUGAAAGCGAGAUAAAAAUCCAUUUUUUGAACGCUUUAGUGGGCGCUGUGUUUUAAUUCGUUUUUUGCUCGUAAAAAGUGCGUAGUGUGUGUCGUACACGAUCAAAACGCCUAUUCAUGGAGAGACACCCCCGUCUUUAACGUGUAGCAGGAGUCAUGGGAGACGUGUGGAGAGACGUGAUGGCAUUGCUGCCUGCAGCUGAGGCUGAGUUCCCACUUGUGUUCAGUGAACUAGUUGAACCAAGUGUUCUGGCUUUGUUAGAGCUCACCAGGAAGGACCUGUACAGCUCAUCAAUCUCUACUUGUAUUGAAAAAGCCCAGGUUAUUAUUGAUUACUCCUGGGAGAAGCUCAACACAGGCACAUGGCGAGAUGUGGACAAGGAGUGGAGACGUGUUUACUCCUACGGGUGCUUGUUUAAAGCUGUAGGAAUGUGUCAUGGGGAAACAUCACAACUCAGGGUCCAGGAUGCCAUAAGGACGUGUGACAUGGGGUUGUUAAUGGGUGCUUCUGUCAUGGAUAACAUCCUGCAGAGACUGAUAGUGGUUCUGAAAAACAAAGUAAGGAUUGAUAGCCAAGAUGAGAGCGAACCUGAGCCAUGUCUAAAGAAACUUAGGAAAGAGGUUAUCCCGAAGCCCAUCGUCAACCCUAGACUGUCAGUACAGAGAGUCAGAUGCCCGGCUCUGGAAAGUUUCCGAUCAGAAUUUCUGGUGCCUAAAAUGCCAGUUAUACUAGAGGGAAUCAUCGACCACUGGCCUGCCUUGAGGGAGCACGCAUGGAGUGUAGAGUACCUGCGAGCGGUAGCAGGCUGUCGGACUGUCCCUGUCGAGCUGGGAUCCAGGUACACUGAUGAGGACUGGUCACAGAAGCUCCUCACAGUCAACGAGUUCAUUGACCGCUACAUUAUCAGACAAGGGGAGGCUGCUACAGGAUACUUGGCACAGCAUCAGCUUUUUGAUCAGGUGCCAGAGCUGAAAGAAGACAUCCGUAUCCCUGACUACUGUUGCCUUGGAGAGGGAGAUGAAGACAACAUCACGAUUAAUGCUUGGUUUGGGCCAGGGGGAACCAUCUCUCCUCUGCAUCAGGAUCCCGAGCUAAACUUUCUGGCUCAGGUGGUUGGAAGAAAAUACAUUCGUCUGUAUAGUCCUGAAGAAACGGAUAAUGUCUAUCCAUAUCAGUCAGAGCUUUUGCACAACACCAGUCAGGUGGACGUUGAAAAUCCAGAUGUGGUCCAGUUCCCAGACUUCCUCAAGGCCUCCUAUCAGGAGUGUGUGCUUGAGCCUGGCGAAGUCCUGUUCAUUCCCAAGCAGCACUGGCAUUAUGUGCGCUCGUUAGAGCUAAGCUUCUCAGUUAGCUUUUGGUGGUCAUGAUAUCAGCCCUCCAUAGACAUUUAGAGACAUGGUGGCGUAGUGGUUAGCACUGUGGCCUCGCACCUCCAGGUUUGAGGGAUUGAUUCCUAACUCAGGUCUGUGUGCAUAGAGUUUGCAUGGUCCUCCCAUGCCAAGUGGGUUUCCUCCCACAAUUCAAAUACAUACAGGCUAAUUGGCAUUCCCUAAUUGUGUGCAUGUGUGGAACUGGAGCCCUGUCCAGGGUUUACCCGCCUCAUGCAUGAAGUGUCCUGGAAUUUGCUCCAGGCUUCCUGCUUGUCUCCUGUACAGGACAAGCAGUGUUAAGAAUUAAAUAAUAUAUAUACAUUUAGUCAUCUCGGCAAUGUUAAAAUUUUCUGAAAUAUUUUCCAGGCAUUUAAAUGAGUAACUACUUGACAAGUUUUAAAGUAUUAUAAAAUAGUGUUCAAAGCUCUUCUAAGUGUAAUGUUAGAAAAAUCUCAAACACUUAAUUUAUAAAAUACGAGAUCAAUUAUAAAACAUUUAGUUCAUAAAUAUAUUACCUAUAGUCUUUCAUUAAAGUCUGUUUUAUGCUAAAUUUGUUUAGGUGUUUGUGAUUUUUGCAGCAUUGGGUCAGCCACAAAUUUUUUUGUUUCCAAAUGUUACUUUUUCCAACCAAGUUGUUACAAAAACAUUCAGUAAGUCUGCUUAUCAGUUUGAGUCUUUAGACUGCAGUGUGUUUUAUUGAAUGAUGUUUCCUGUAAUUAAUAGAUUGUGUUUUUGUGCCCAAAAAUUUUGACCAGUGUACACCAUCCGAACAUAUUUACGAUUUAGCUCUACUUUGCUGUUAUGAAAGGCUUCACUCCUCUGGGAGGGCUUUCCACCAGAUGUAGGAGCUUGUCUGUAAGGAUUUGUGCUUAUUCAGCUACAAGAGCAUUAGCAAGAUGAGGUACUGAUGUCAGGAUGUCAAGGAGGCUCCAAUUCCACUUCAUUGCAAAGGUGUUCAGUGGGGUUAAGUGCAAAGCAGGGCUCUGAGCAUGAUAGUCGAGUUUUUAUUCCAACCUUAACAAACCUUAUCUUUGUAGAGCUUGCUUUGUGUACAAAGGCAUAGUCAUGCAGGAACAGGUUUGGCUCUUCUAGUUCCAGUGAAAGGAAAUGAUAAUGAUACAGCAUACAAAGACAUUUUAGACAAUCGUCUCCUUCUAACGGUGUUGAAACCACAGACUGGUGUUUGACGUUCUGUGUACACAAAUGAAAAAAGACUUCUCAGACUUUUACAUCUCAGACAUUACAUCAGAGGAACAAUUUCUCUUGCAACAAAUACUGACAAAUGUCAAACUCUGAUGAAUUUCCUGACAACCUCCAUAUGACUGAUUUCAAUCUUGAGAUCACAAGAGUCCAGGAUCAAAUAAAAAAAACUGGUUUGUUUAUUUCUU
Clarias gariepinus (North African catfish) is the source of this 2853-nucleotide messenger RNA. RefSeq names its product lysine (K)-specific demethylase 8 (gene kdm8). NCBI's taxonomy places the organism in Eukaryota, Metazoa, Chordata, Actinopteri, Siluriformes, Clariidae. Gene Ontology annotation, molecular function: histone H3K36 demethylase activity. The coding region runs from base 251 to 1462 and encodes 403 amino acids. Gene Ontology annotation, cellular component: nucleus. The record is from RefSeq and is a predicted model, not a curated record. The transcript has 7 exons.